AUGUUUCUCAUACCUCUCCUACCCCUGCUCCCCUCAGCCCAGGCGUUCCUCCUCUUCGCACAACCACUCGUCCUAGCCCGUAUGGACCCCAUCGUCCAGCCCCUCCAGGCAUCGCAGCACACCCACCUCGUCGUCGGCGGCUCGGCAUUCCAGUCCACCUAUUCCUACAUCUCCUACGCUUCUGCGAACUGUACGACGAUGGAGGCCAAGGUUGACAAGAGUAAUUAUUGGACUUCGCCCGUCUUUGGACGGAAGGGAGGGAAGUAUAAGCCUUUGCCAGUGCACGAGGUGAGGGUGUACUACCUCCAGCAGGGGGAAGAACCCACCACCGCGUUUCCAGAAGGACUCAAGAUGCUCGCGGGGAACGCCAUGUCACUCAACUCCACCGGAAACGCCUACGACGGCAGCAAAUACGCGACCUUUGACUGUCAGCAAGAUCUCUCCAACCCGACGGACGGGCUGGCGAUGCGCGGGUUCCCACCGUACAAGUGCCAGGGGUUCCUGCGCGCUUCCGUGCCCUUCCCAAACUGCUGGGACGGGAAGAACACGGAUUCCACGGAUCAUCAUGCGCAUGUCGCGUAUGCGGAGAAUGGGGGUGGCGGCGAUUGCCCCGACACGCAUCCCGUUAGGUUCCCGCAGCUUGUACUCGAGUUUGGAUACGUUUCGCAUGAGUAUGAGCCGCAUGAACUGAUCAUGUCUAACGGGGAUACGACGGGAUACAGCCUACACUCAGAUUUCGCCAUGGGAUGGAAUAGGAACAUCCUCAGCGCAGCACUCGCCGACCCAACAUGUCAACACCGGCAGAACCUGUACACCGCUGACACUGGGGGUGAAUGUCUCACUCUCCUACCCCACGCGGACAAGGCCGCUUCCCAAUCCUGCGAACUGGAAGGGUAUAUCCCCCAGGAAGAAGUGGGCUUAUUAGGCCCGCUCGGGAAGUUGCCGGGGUGUAACGUCCCUUGGAGAAAAGGGGACCGGCCGUGUAUGGAGGCGGAUGAAGUGGGGUACGGGAGGCCAGGGAGGUGGGUUGGGUGGAGUGGGGUUAUACUGCCGGUUUGGGCGCCUGCGGGGAGGGGGAGGAGGGAGUCGGCGGUCGUGCGCCGGGGGCAGUAACGCGCUCCCUCCUUUGUUCCCCUUCUGGCUUCCCAAGUCGUCCCCCUUUCUUCAAGUUCCUUCUGUCAGAUGCACUUCCGCCGGACCCGCAGAAAGGCCUAACGGGUGGACAACGCCCACCAUUCGCUCGUUUCCUCUGUUUUGGAGCAGCCUAAACAGCUAUGCUUGUAGCUCUUUUUGUUACUG
This is a messenger RNA of Dacryopinax primogenitus, 1299 nucleotides long. RefSeq lists its product as uncharacterized. Bases 1 to 1113 code for a protein of 370 amino acids. The transcript is spliced from 3 exons. NCBI's taxonomy places the organism in Eukaryota, Fungi, Basidiomycota, Dacrymycetes, Dacrymycetales, Dacrymycetaceae. The record is from RefSeq and is a predicted model, not a curated record.